Molecule: messenger RNA, 458 nt
Organism: Umbelopsis ramanniana AG
Lineage: Eukaryota; Fungi; Mucoromycota; Umbelopsidomycetes; Umbelopsidales; Umbelopsidaceae
Exons: 2
Coding region: 260-418 (52 amino acids)
Source: RefSeq, a predicted model, not a curated record
UUGGCUCGCACCGAAAUCGGUAUGAUGGCUAGUUUGGAUCACGCCAUGUGGUUCCACGCUCCUUUCCGAGCUGAUGAAUGGCUCUUGUACGAUAUGGACUCUCCUCGUGCUAGCUCUGGCCGUGGUCUGUGCUUUGGCCGUAUCUUCCGACGAGAUGGAACUCUAGUUGCGACCACAGCACAGGAAGGUAUCAUUCGAUUGAGCCUUCGUGAGCAAGAAAAGCGACGCCAAAAGGCGAAGAAGGAGAGCAAGAUCUGAGAUGACUUAUACCAUGUCAAACCGAGUUUUUUUGAUUUUAGUUUUCUUCAUUCUUACCACUUUCUAUCUUUCACAUUUUAUACUUUUCCCAAUUAAUCAUUGUAGCAUACAGGACAUAGAUUUUUAUAUGUUUUUUUUUCUAAUUAUUUUUGGUCAUUAAAUCUUAUUUGAUUACAGACCAACGAUACACUGCUGUCAAC